Ostrea edulis (European flat oyster) is the source of this 1804-nucleotide messenger RNA. RefSeq lists its product as uncharacterized. The transcript is spliced from 6 exons. The record is from RefSeq and is a predicted model, not a curated record. NCBI's taxonomy places the organism in Eukaryota, Metazoa, Mollusca, Bivalvia, Ostreida, Ostreidae. Bases 1 to 693 code for a protein of 230 amino acids.
AUGGCAAGAAAUUCGACCAUAGAGAAAUGCCGGCAGAAAUUCGAUUUUCUCCUGGUGUCGGAGUACAAGGGAUACGAGGACGAUUUUGAAUAUUACGACAGCAGUGGACUACAAACAGCGACACCUAGUGGGGUCGAUUCCGCGUUUUCAUAUCAAAGUCGUCAACUGGGCUGUCAGUAUUGGGACUCCAAUUUCCCGAGUUUGUUCAGCGGCCUUGGAGUGGAUGCGACACUGCCCAAAGUUAAAAGAAAUCUGCCAAAGAGAAAGAACACUGGUUCCUCACCUCAACAAAGGUCAGAGAAGUUGACACAAAACUCACCGAGAACCAUCACAGGGAUGUCGUAUACAGAGGACCUGAAAAAGAGAAACGAGUCUAGAUGGUUGAAGAUAGAAAACGUCGUGAAGGAAAAGAUGGAGCAAUUUGACGAUUAUUAUGCUCAACUUGUCGCAGAAAACGAAAUUAAACGUGUUGAAAAUGAACGAAACUCUCAUCAGCUACAUGCUAAAUUGUGGUUAGAAGAAGACAAGAAAAGAAAAGCUGCCUUAGAAGGCUCCACGUACGACAGAAUAUGGAAACACCACGCCUUAAUGCGACACAGGGGGGAGGAAGAAUGGAAAAGAAAGCAGGCUAAGAAAAAUCAGAUACAACAUGAUUCCGUGGAUGUGUCGUCUGAUGUGGACGCCAUUACGUAACAGAAGUGAAAAGCACCAACAAAAGAAAAGUUUUAUAUGAGUUUUGAAAUACAUUUAUAUUGUAUCAGCAUUCAAACAACUAUUUAUAUAGUUAAUUUAUGUAUAGUGUACUAAUGAUCGGAUUACCGAUGAACCAGAGUUGUCCCAGAAACAUUUUGUGGUCAACACAAUGUGGAUUUUCAUACCGCAUCUAUGAGAAAUCACGGAAAAUAUCUUAGCAACAUCAUCCGAAAUGAUUCUUUUUUAUUGAAUAAUAAUUGCAUAUGCUGUCGUUAGUGACUUGUUUUGAUUAUAAUAGAUAAUGACAUGAAGUGGGCAAUUGCUGGAACCAAACUUACGCGGGCCGGAACGUAAAUUAUUGUCCGGAACGAAAAUUAUAAGUAUUUAGCGUUCAUGCCGGAACGCCUAGCUACCCGGAACGUGAAUUAGGCGACACUUCGUGAAGCCCGUUGGCGCUUUACGAAUAGUAUAUGCAAUUCAUACUCUCAUGUCUUGUCAAAUAUGAAAUUUAUUCUUAUAUUUGGAAGUCAUUCUACUUUCAUUAUCCAGCUGUUAAAAUAGACGUACAAAGUACGAAAUUAAUUCAGAUUCAUGGGUGCAUUGUCCAUACCUCCAUCGCAUUCAUCUGAAAAUGGUCAGUAUUACAGUUUGUAAAGAUAUUAAAGGCAAGAACAUUGAAACUGUAAAUAUUGUUUGAUAAGUCUACAGUAUAUCCAUGUAAAUCAAGUUCAAAAUCUUGAAUGUAUCUUGUCUACACAACUCUUUUAAUCAUAUCUGUAUUUACGUGGGGUAUUGUUUGGAUAGGGUUAGGAGGUACACUAUAGGUCAAACUUUGUGGCACGUCCCCAACAGACGGUGACAUGGUACGUAAAACGACAAAUUAAACAAAAUUGACACGUUUUUCUACUGCACCACACGUGUUUCUAUUCAUGUCAAUAACACUACUCUGAUACAUUAAGGUGUACAGAAAACAAUGUGUCUGUCUGAUUCAUAUGGCGACCGCUUGGUAGAUUCCGGGAACAUAAUGAUGUGUCAUGUUAAUCGUAAUGCUUAGUUGUAUAAAUGAAACCAUAACUAUGUAAAUGUAAUGAUAUUUUAAUGAAAUAUUAAA